Mangifera indica (mango) is the source of this 2122-nucleotide messenger RNA. Its product is annotated as pentatricopeptide repeat-containing protein At5g66500, mitochondrial. Gene Ontology annotation, biological process: RNA modification. Gene Ontology annotation, molecular function: RNA binding; protein binding. The record is from RefSeq and is a predicted model, not a curated record. The transcript is spliced from 2 exons. NCBI's taxonomy places the organism in Eukaryota, Viridiplantae, Streptophyta, Magnoliopsida, Sapindales, Anacardiaceae. Bases 206 to 1798 code for a protein of 530 amino acids.
AAAUUUAAAAUAAGGCUUCAAACAUUUAACUAAGAUUAGUUUCUUUUAAUUUUUUUAUUAUAAAUAUUUAAGAAUCAUUAAGUAUUUAUUGGUUUCUGUCCUUACCUAAUUUUAUGGAGUAUGUUUGUAAACAAGGUUUCCAGAAAAUUUGAAGAGGCCACUGUUUCCUGACCCGGAAAAACCAAAAACUCAGACCCGUCGUUCCAUGACCCGAUUCAUUCGGUAUCCAAUCUUCCCCGCCAAAAACCCCAAGACUUACUGCUCAAAUGUUAGUAGUGCUGCUACAAUACACUUGCAAAAACGCAGCCUAUACACUCACCAAUUGUUUGAUGAAAUUCCUUACAGAGAUCUCCGUUCCCUCAACUCUCAGCUUGCUUCGUACGCUCGUAGCCGCAAUUUUCUUGCAGCGUGGACCCUCUUUUGGCACAUGCAUUGUGCAGGCCUUAAACUUAGUGCUUAUACUUUCACGCCAGCUUUGGGCGCUUGUUCUUCUUUGCCUGGACCAGAACGCGGCAAACAAGUCCAUGGUUUAAUGAUCAAAACUGGUGCAGAUACGGGUAUCGUGUCCAAGACUGCGCUAAUGGAUAUGUAUUUCAAGUAUGGGUUAUUGAGUGAGUCGGUUAAAGUUUUUGAGGAGAUGGAGUUUAAGGAUGUUGUCACUUGGAAUGCUUUGUUGUCUAACUUUUUAAGAGAAGGUCUUGUUAAGGAAGCGUUUGGUGUUUUUGAGGCGAUGAGAAGGGAAGGAGUUGAGUUUAGUGAGUUUACUUUAUGUACUGUUCUUAAGGCUUGUGCUUCUUUGAAGGCAUUUGAGCAAGGGAAACAGGUGCACGGUUUGGUGGUUGUCUUAGGCCGGGAUUUGGUGGUUCUGGGUACUGCACUUAUUGAUUUUUACUCAGUUUUUGGAUGUAUUAGUGAUGCCAUGAAAGUCUUCUAUAGUUUGGAUAGUAAAGUAGAUGAUGUUAUGAAAAAUUCCUUGAUAUCUGGAUGUGUUCAAAAUAGGAAGUAUGAAGAGGCUUUUUCGGUUAUGAGUACAAUGAGACCAAAUGUGGUUGCACUUACUACUGCUCUUGCUGCUUGUUCUGAGAAUUCAGAUUUGUGGAUUGGGAAGCAGAUCCACUGUUUAGCUGUUCGAUUUGGGUUUACUUGUGAUACCCAAUUGUGCAAUGUACUGCUAGACAUGUAUGCAAAAUGUGGUAAAAUAUCGAAUGCUGGCACCUUAUUUGAUAGAAUUUGUCAAAAAGAUGUUGUUUCUUGGACAAGCAUGAUCGAUGCAUACGGAAGUCAUGGACAUGGGCUUGAAGCUCUUGAAUUGUUCAAAAAGAUGGGUGCAGAAGGAAGGGGGGUUUCACCAAAUUCUGUGACCUUUCUUGUUGUUUUAUCAGCUUGUGCACAUUCUGGAUUGGUGGAGCAGGGCCGAAAAUGCUUUAAUUUGAUGAGGCAGAAGUAUGGUUUGGAUCCGGGUCCAGAACAUUAUGUCUGCCUCAUAGAUACUCUUGGCCGGGCUGGUCAAAUAGAAGAAGUAUGGUGUUUGUUCAAUGAUAUGCUUAAGAAUGGUACUAAGAUCACUCCUGCUGUAUGGGCAGCCCUAGUAAAUGCAUGCAGUCAUUGUGUGGAUGUCACAAGGGGGGAGUUUGCAGCAAAGCAUCUCCUAGAAUUAGAGCCAGAUAACCCUGCAAAUUACGUGCUGCUUUCAAAUUUUUAUGCAACCAUUGGAAAUUGGGAUGCCUCAGAACACUUGAGAAGCAUUAUGAGGAAGAAAGGGUUGCCAAAGGAAGUAGGGAGUAGCUGGGUCAGUUGAAAACUGUCAUGAAAUGCCAGUAAAUUAAGUUUGAGAAAAUUCAAUCACUAGUCAAUAAGAAGACCAGUAAACUGCAUUUUUAUUGCGUUCGACUUGGUCAUCAAGUGAAUUAGCUCUUUUUCAUCUGGGUUUUCUUGUUUACAACCAAAUUCCAGGUACUCCAUGUUUCUCCUUUUGUUACUGUUUAUUGUUUACACUCUGAAAUUCCUACGAGGUCAAGUUAAGAAGAGUUUGUUCAUUCUUCAUGAUAGUAAAUUAAUAGUAAUGGAUUAAGUCAGCUAGUAUGUUGAAGGACAUAUUCUAAGGCAUUACUCAUUAGUAUUA